This is a messenger RNA of Salarias fasciatus (jewelled blenny), 1257 nucleotides long. RefSeq names its product enoyl CoA hydratase domain containing 2 (gene echdc2). The record is from RefSeq and is a predicted model, not a curated record. Gene Ontology annotation, molecular function: catalytic activity. Gene Ontology annotation, cellular component: mitochondrion. The transcript is spliced from 11 exons. The coding region runs from base 20 to 1018 and encodes 332 amino acids. Gene Ontology annotation, biological process: fatty acid beta-oxidation. Lineage: Eukaryota; Metazoa; Chordata; Actinopteri; Blenniiformes; Blenniidae.
UUCUGGAAGCAGCAGAAACAUGACGGGCCUCUUCUGCAGACUGGCAACUCGGAGCUGCUCCCUGUGGCGCCGUGGAGCGGUGGUCCUGCGGGAAGCGCACGGACCGCCUUCCCGUCCGCGCCCCCGGCACCGAGCGCCACUGCUGUCCGGCGAGGGCGCGUCUCCGGCGGCGCGCGGCGGCGCUCAGAGCCGUACGCAGCACUCCGAGGCGGUGGAGCCCGUGGAGGUGGAGCUAAAGCGGCUACAAGGCGCGGAUUAUGGGAUCGUGGAGGUGUUGAUGUGCCGACACAAAGCAAGAAAUGCUCUUGGGCAUGUGUUUGUGUCACAGAUGAGGGAGCUGGUGUCGUCCCUGUCUGAUGACUCAUCCGUUCGAGUGGUUAUUUUCAGGAGUUUAGUGCCAAAUGUUUUCUGUGCAGGGGCCGACCUGAAAGAGAGAGCGCUCAUGGACAACAGUGAGUCUGAUCUGUUUGUUCACAGCCUGCGAUCCCUCAUGACUCAAAUAGCAAUGUUACCGAUGCCGACCGUGGCAGCAGUUGACGGAGUCGCCCUGGGAGGCGGACUGGAGCUCGCCUUGGCUUGCGACCUUCGCACUGCCGCUCAUUCGGCACAGAUGGGUCUGAUUGAGACGACACGAGGACUGAUCCCAGGGGCAGGGGGCAGUCAGCGGCUGCCGCGGAUGGUGGGCAUCACUUUGGCCAAAGAGCUCAUCUUCACAGGUAGACGAGUGAGCGGGCGGACCGCUCUGGAGAUGGGGCUCGCAAACAGAGCUGUGGAACAGAACCAGACAGGAGACGCUGCCUACAGAGAGGCACUCUGCCUGGCCAGGGAGAUACUGCCCCAGGCUCCUAUCGCUGUGCGAAUGGCUAAAGAAGCAGUGAACAGAGGCAUUCAGGUUGACAUCAGUUCAGCAAUGGCAAUAGAGAGGAUUUGUUAUGCUCGGGUUAUUCCCACCCGGGACCGACGGGAGGGUAUGGCAGCCUUCAUCGAGAAGAGACCUCCACAGUACACUGGAGAAUAAACACUGGAAUUCGCUGCUGGAUUUAUCCACCAUGCUCACGCCGGAGCAGGCUACUCUCCCUGACCUUCCGUCUAAUGAACAAUUAACAUUCACUGAUUGUCUUUGUACAUCCCAGCCGACGUCAAUAAAGCCGGUAAAAUGUCAGCUGACGGCUGUCUGCAGUCGACACGACCAAACUGAAAGGAGUGGAUUUUCAUUAGUGUGAUGGUAUAAAAAGACAAUAAAGGAUUUGUUAUUUG